AACCGGUAGUUAUGUUUGACGGAAAAAAGAUGGCGACAUUGUUGUUGUUCAACUGCUUGACAUGACUUUUUAAUGGCGCUAUUGUGUAAUGGAGAGGCGAUCCCGGCUCUUUGUUUCUAGAUCCCAGUCCUGGAGCUAAACUGAGCGUCAAGAAGCAGCUGGAAGAGAUCCGGAGCGCUGGGACUGUUUACAGUCCGGGUAUGUAACAGAUCCCUCCGCGGCGCUGUCUGGCUGCUCAUCAGGAGGAAACACCAGGACCGGAGGGGGUCCUGCUGGGGUUCUGCCGAGGUUGACCGGAUGUAGAGCUGCCGAGAGUCUGCAGCAUCUCCUCUCUUCCGGUGAUGGAGCUGUCUCAGAGGGAGAGACUUUCACAGCUGGUGGAAGAGCUGAGCACAUCUGGACAGCCGCAGCUUGACCAGCAGAAGGUGAAGGAGCUGAAGAAGAUCUGCAGAGUGUCCAGUGACUGCAUAGACCACGUGUACCAUUCGGUCAUGUCCCAGCUGAGCCAAGACCACGCUGAGAUCCGCCUGUCCGCCUUCCAGAUAGCCAGCGAGCUCUUUGGCAGAUCGCAUCACUUCCGGACGCUGCUGGUGGACAACUUCCAGGAGUUCCUGGAGCUGACGGUGGAGACGGACGUGGAGCAGCCCCUCCCUCCUCCUAAAGAGGUUGCCAGGAAGCUGAGGUCGCUGGCCAUCCAGACCAUCCAGUCCUGGCAAAGCUCCUACGGCUCGGCCUAUAAGAAGCUGGACCUGGGCUACCACUUCCUGCGGCAGGUUAAGAAGGUGGACUUCCAGGAUGCUGAGGCUAGGACGGUCUCAGAGAGGAGGCGGGAGGAGGAGAGGCAGAGGAGGAUGGAGCGCAUCUACAAAGCCAGAGUGGAGGCAGCAGCCAAAGACAUGGAAGAGUCGUACCAGGACAUGGAGGCGGCGCUGACUGAGAUGGAGUCCUGCAUGAAGCUGCUGUUCCCCGACUUUGGCCUCAGCGAUCUCCACACGGUCAGCGGCCGGCCUGCCGGGGACGAGGAACCCUGCUGCAGCUCUGGGCUGAACCGCCAGGACCCGGACGGCCGGAGCCACGCUGAGAGGAGCGGCGCUGAGCAGGACCACAGAGACAAGAGGAGCGGAGGUGAGAGGGAGGAGGAUCAGGGAGGAGCCGCGGGGGAGGAAGAGGAAGGAGGCACGAAGGCAGAGAUGGAGGAAGAUGCAGAGCGAGCCGAGGAAAGUAGUGAAGAGGAGGAUGACGAGGACUCGUUCAUCAGGAACUCUGGGCUCAUCUCUCACACCUACAGCCUGGACGUCAGCCUCAGUCCUGUUCUUCGUGUGAAGGAGACGGAGGACAACGAGGCGGUGGUCUCCACCGUGAUGGAGCUCCACAGACUGAUCAGCACCAAACACCUCCCCGCGGUGCAAGGCUGGGUGCAGGUCUUCACCAAGUCCCACGCCGAGCCGCAGCUGCUGAGGAGGGCGCUGAGCCUGAGGAGGUCCCUGGAAGCUGCGCUGCAGAAACACCAGGAGCUCCACAUCGACUGCAAGACCAGAGUCCGCAGAGUGAUGAAGGCGAGCUCAGAUGGCGAGGAAGAGGACGAUGACGACGAGUUUGAAGAGGUUCCAGAAAAAGAAGGCUAUGAGCCCCACAUUCCUGAGCAUCUACGAGCCGAGUACGGUCUGGAUCCCUCACCUUCCACAUCAACUGCAGCGCUCACACCGAAAAAGGCCCCCGCCAGCAGACCCCCAGCACCCCCUCUUCCCUCCACCUCGUCUUCCUCCUCCAGGCAGCUGAAGAGGCUUAUAGAGGAAGAGCAGGAUCCAACUUGUGCAGCUGCCACACUGCGUGUCCUCAGACAGAAGAUCCCCCUUCUUGCAGAAUCCAGCAGCAGCAGCAGCACUGCUGGCCCUGCUUCAUCUCAGUCAGGCUCUGAGCAGAAGGCCGCUGAAGCUCCAGUUGUUCCUUUUGGUCUGGACCUGUACUACUGGGGCCAGGAGCAGCCCAACGCUGGCAAGAUCAUCAAGUCAGCCUCUCAGCAUCAGUUCUGGGUUCCUGCAGAGGUGGAGGAGGAGGUGGAGAACCAGGAUCUGUUGGCGCAGAGUAAGAGCAGAUUCAUCUCCUUCCCUGGGAGCUUUGUGCCCGUCAGCCACUUCUGCAGAGCCCCGCUGGGAAACGGCACGCUCUGUCAGCGGCAGGACCGCGUCAAGUGCCCUUUCCAUGGCCCGAUCAUCCCCCGCGACCAGGAGGGCCGACCGUGCCGAGAGGAGGACCGGCGAAGGGAGGAGCAGGAGGAAAGGAGGAAGAGGGAGCAGGAACCCGACUGGCGCGAUGGAGAUUUGAUGCGUGACAUUGAAGCGGCGACCGGAGAGGACCUGGGCUCCAGUCGGGUGGGAGGCAAAAAACGGAAGGGGAAGAAGAAGAAGUACCCCAACCUCAGUGAUCUGAAGCAGAGCAGCAACACGUCGCGCUCCAGACUGGAGAAAAAAGUCUUCAACAAGAGCACCAUGCGCAGAGUGGCCCAGGUGUUGAGUAAAGCCGACAGCAGGAAGCACGACAAGUUCUCCAACCAGUUUAACUACGCCCUCAACUGACCGCCAUCCAGCUACCGUCACAGCCACAGUCAGCAUAACGCCGGGGUUCUGUGUCUCACUCCUCCAUCCUGAACAGCCUCUUUCUAAAGGAUCAGGCAUUAUUUCUACAUAUUUAUUGAAACUGAGUCAGAGUUUGUAAUGCCAUGUGUGUGUCUAUGUGCAGGGAUCUCUGAGUGAAGGAGCCAUCACAAAAUUGAUGUUUUUGGGGGGAUUGUCAGUAAGUAGCUGUGAUAGUUUGGUGUCCAUUAGCCUGCUAACAGGAAGCUCAUAAUGGGCUGUAUGGGCCAGUGUAAUAUUCGCAUUGUGUAAAAAUAAGCACGGUUUGAUUGUAUCACAGACUUUUUUUUAAAAUGUAUGACAUGAUCCAUUUCCACUUCUUGACUGUCAUUGUUUCACGGUACCUUCCCAAACAUCUGAAUUGGCCGUGAGCAGCCAGCUGACCAGCAGUGGGCUCUCCCUUACGUUUAAGGGAAGGACGUCUUCCUGCAGACGAAGAUCAUUUCUGUUAAACGGACAGAGUUGAGUCUUCCGUAAUGUUUGUAGAACCCUGUCUUUCUUCUGUAGCCAGCCUGAUUUCAACUCUUUUCUACUCUUGCUAAUGUGUUGGCUGAUCUCUGUGUUAUGGGGUUUAGUACAUGGGCCGGGUUUAGGACUGCUGUGUGUAUUAAAAUGAUUUGUACUGGAA
Molecule: messenger RNA, 3261 nt
Organism: Fundulus heteroclitus (mummichog)
Lineage: Eukaryota; Metazoa; Chordata; Actinopteri; Cyprinodontiformes; Fundulidae
Gene: uvssa
Product: UV-stimulated scaffold protein A
Biological process (GO): transcription-coupled nucleotide-excision repair; response to UV
Cellular component (GO): chromosome
Molecular function (GO): RNA polymerase II complex binding
Source: RefSeq, a predicted model, not a curated record